AAGUAGAGAGCGCGUCACUGUGUUUGUUUUUGUAGGUGUUAUUUUAAUCCUGGACACACACUCAGGUUUUAUUUUUGUUGCACUAACUAGAUUCAAAAGGAUUGCCAGUAUAUCCCAGUGUAAAUACGUUUUUAAAAUGUGUUUUUUUUUUUUUUUUUUUUUCGGCAACAAAGAAUCUUGACAGCUAAAGCCUGCAAACGAAAGGUCUCUGGCAUCCUUAGCAGCCAGUCCGCACAAAAUAAAGGAUAACAAUCGUUUGCCAAGCGCGAUUGAAAUGGCCUUCCCCCGCAGGAUGCUAUAAAGUGGCCCUGCAGGUCGAUCGGUGCUACCCGGGGUCUGACCCAGCCUUCAGUUAACUUGAGGGAACAUUACAACACGCCAGAAAUGUGUUCUUGUAAAUACUGUUAUUUGUAUAUACUGUAAAUGAUGACAUCUGUGGGCAGUAGCAGAGCCCGGGGGACCUGGGAGCAGACACAGAGCCAGAGCCAGACGCAGCCACUGCAUAAGCAGCGGCCACAGGCCACAGCAGAGCAGAUUCGACUGGCACAGAUGAUUUCAGACCACAAUGAUGCCGACUUUGAGGAGAAAGUAAAUCAGCUCAUUGAUAUCACAGGAAAGAACCAGGAUGCGUGCAUGAUCGCUGUGCACGACUGCAAUGGUGACGUGAACCGAGCCAUCAACGUGCUGCUGGAAGGGAACCCCGACACGGAUUCGUGGGAGAUGGUCGGGAAGAAGAAAGGGGUGUCAGGGCAGAAGGACAGUGGCGGGCAGUCGGAGUCGAACGAGGAGGGCAAAGAGAGCCGCGACAGAGAGCGAGACGCGAACCGCAGGCGAGGGGGCGUGGCCAGGAGGAGCCGCGGGACCAGCCGCGGGAGAGAGUACCGCGGGCAGGAGAACGGGCUCGAUGGAGGACGGAGCGGGGGAACCACAGGACGGGGUGCAGAGAGGGGGAGAAGGGGGCGAGGACGGGGCAGAGGAGCUGGCUCUGGCAGAAGGGUGGGCAGGUUUUCUGUUCAAGGCAUGGGGACCUUCAACCCGGCCGACUACGCCGAUCCCAGCAGUGCCGAUGAUCGCUACGGGAACGCCGGCGGGAGCACGUGGAACAGCACUGGGAGCUUCGAGCCGGACGACGGAGCGAGACUUGAAUUCAGUGGUGGCGAGGGGAUGAAUUAUCCCCGGAAAUUUGAGACUGCUCCCGGUGCGUGGAGGACCGCUGCAGAGGAGUGGGGCACAGAGGACUGGAACGAAGAUCUUUCAGAGACCAAGAUAUUUACAGCUUCCAACGUUGCCUCGAUGCCCCUGCCUCAGGAGAAUGUGACCAUCACAGCAGGGCAGAGGAUUGAUUUGGCGGUGUUGCUGGGAAAGACCCCGUCCUCUUCCUUGGAGAACGAGCCUGGUCCUUUGGAGGUGUCCCAGCCUCCCUCCCUGUCCCAGUCUCUGGUCUUCAGCAGUUCCAAACAGAGCCCCCGGCCCCAGGCCCCUUCCUCCGGAACCAGCUUCCCCCAGCACAACAUGGUCAGCAUGCUGGGGAAAGGCUUCGGAGACGUGGGCGAGCCGAAGGGAGGAAGCGGGGGGGGCCCUGGCACCACCAGUGGCUCCCAGUUCUUGGAGCAGUUCAAGACGGCCCAGGCGCUGGCCCAGCUAGCCUCCCAGCACUCACAGCCUGGAGCAGGGCACCCCCCGGCCCCCUCGUCCUGGGAACUGGGAGCAACGCAGCCGUCCUCACUGGGGCAGUACGAUUUGAAGACGCAGUCCGAGUCGUCUCCUCACAGCCCCUUUGCUAAGCGGCAGUCGUAUCAGCCCUCCUCCAGCAUAAUGGAGGCCUUCAUGCAGCAGGAUAAAGCCGUCUCCUUGCCCUCCGCAACGGCUCCCCCUUCCUCCCCGCUGUCCAGCAAACCGUCCUCUUCCUCGGCGCAGCAACAGAUAUCUCCUGGCUCGUCAGACCACCAGUCCUCCAGCCCCCAGCCCACGCAGCAACACAAACUGAAGCAGCAGAAGAAGAGAACUGCUAUCCAGACUAAGAUCCCAGCUCUGGCUGUGGAGAUGCCCGGCACGUCGGACGUUGUAGGGUUAAACCUGCAGUUCGGGGCAUUGCAGUUCGGGUCAGAACCAGCCCUGCCAGAGUACGAGUCUGCCCCAGCAACCAGCGCCCCUGCCGGGCAGACGCAGAACAGCCUGUGCACCAGCGCUGCCAGCGAAUCUGCCUCUGUAAUCCCGUCGAACCCGAGCCAGGAGCCUGGGUACCAGUGCAGCGUCCUGCCCCCAGCCUCCACGUACCCUCCCCAGCAGCAGCAAGGCGCCACCCAGGCCACGCUGUAUGAGCAGAGAGCCACACAAACCCGCCGCUACCCCAGCUCCAUCUCCUCCUCCCCGCAGAAAGAGCUUCAUCAGAGCAAGAAUGGGUUCAGCGUGAUGCAGACGACUCAAGCUGUGGAAGUGAAGACAGACUCCCCCCCUGUCUCCAGCAUGUCUUCUCUCCCUGACUCUGUGUCGGCUGCCUCUUCCUCCUCCUCCUCCUCCCUCCUCAUCACAGCCAGCCCGCACUCGAGCACUCUGAGCCACAGUGAGGACCUCCCCAGCACCGCGGCCCCCCCUGCCCAGCAGCACAGCAGCUCUUUAUCCACACAACAGAACAGCGUUUUGUCGUCCUCCUUCUCUGCUAGUGUUUCAUCACCACCUCUGCUGCACGCGAGCGUGGACAGCGAGCCGGUCCAUCAUACCUCGUCCAGCGCCUUCUCCUCCUCCUCUUCCUCCUCUGGAUCCACGGCUGCCGUGUCCAGCUGCGUGUUGGCGGUGCCCCAGCCGGUCAGCGUGACCUCGUCCAGCCUGGGUCCGGUCAGCAGCCUGGGACUGAGCGCCAACUCCGGCCCGGUCCAGGGGUCCGCGCGCAGCUCCCUCGCACCCGUGUCAGGGAAAGCGCCUCCAAAUCUCCCUCCUGGUGUCCCUCCAUUGCUGCCCAGCCCCUACAUCAUGGCCCCGGGAUUGCUCCAUGCUUAUCCAGUAAGUUUCACCUGCGAUCUCUCCUCUGCCCCUGUGGAUCCGAGCCGUCCCGGGAUCCCUUAUUCCAGCAGCGAGACGGACCGGCAUGUUUCCAUCUUCCAGAUCUUCAGAUCCAGCGAUCACACGUACAUUAUUAAACCUGUGAAGGGGCUACACUUGCUUACAGCUUACUGUCAACAUGACCUUCCUGUGUGUCAACGUGUGAUCCGUUGGCACUCGGGAGAGGAAAACAAAACGGACCUCCUCGCCAGAAUCCUGGUUCCUUCAUCUCUCCAGGAUUACUACAGCAUCCCGUUUGCAACGCAGGCCACAGCACUGACUGGGAGAGACGGCAGCCUGACCAGCAACCCUUAUCCUGGUGACCUCACUAAGUUUGGUCGUGGCGAUGCCUCCUCCCCCUCCCCAGCUACCACUCUGGCCCAGCCUCAGCAGAACCAGCCUCCUCAGCACCACGGCGCCCAGCAGACAUUCCUGAACCCUGCGCUGCCUCCGGGUUACAGCUACACCAGCCUGCCCUACUACACUGGGGUGCCCGGGCUCCCCAACGCCUUCCAGUACGGCCCCGCCAUGUUCCCUAUGGCUCCUACCUCUUCGAAGCAGCACGCGGUGAACGUCAACGCCUCGGCCGCGCCGUUCCAGCAGGCCAGUGGCUACGGCUCCCACGCCUAUAACACUGGCUAUGAUGAGUUGAGCCAUGGUCCUGGCGCGGGGGAUUUCUGUAAGGGUGGAUAUAGCGUUGCUGCUGCUGCUGCCGCUGCUGCUUCUGGGCAAAGCAAGUCCGCCUCUGCCACUGCCAUCACCGGACCCACGGCUGGCGUUUCAGUGACAUCGAGCAACACGGGGGUGCCUGAUAUCUCAGGCUCUGUCUACACGAAAACACAGUCGUUCGACAAGCAGGGUUUCCACACCGGCACCCCGGCCGCUGCCUUCAACCUGCCCUCCGCUCUGGGCAGCGGGGGUCCCAUGAACCCUGGCACGGCCGCGGGGUACCCCCCCGCCCCCUUCAUGCACAUCCUGGCUCCUCACCAACAGCAGCAUUCCCAGAUCCUGCAUCAUCACGUGCAGCAGGACGGGCAGAGCGGCAGUGGGCAGCGCAGCCAGGUGAGCUCCAUGCAGCAGAAAUCCCAGCUCAACAAGACUGCUUACAACAUUUACAACUGGGGCUCCAACUGAGGAGAGACGAGAGAGGAAAUCCUCCUUCAGAGUUUAAAAAAGGAACUCGAGAGUCGAGCUCUGCGGUUAUUUUGUUUUUUUUUUUCAUUUGGUUUGUUUUGCCCCCCCCUCCAGACCUUUACUGUUGUCUGUAAUAUAGACUUUGUAUUCUCUUUUUUCUCAGUUCCACACCCCCCCCCCCCCCCCCCCCCCCCCCA
This is a messenger RNA of Polyodon spathula (Mississippi paddlefish), 4370 nucleotides long. It is a transcript of the gene ubap2l, whose product is annotated as ubiquitin associated protein 2-like. The coding region runs from base 424 to 4173 and encodes 1249 amino acids. NCBI's taxonomy places the organism in Eukaryota, Metazoa, Chordata, Actinopteri, Acipenseriformes, Polyodontidae. Gene Ontology annotation, cellular component: nucleus; cytoplasm. Gene Ontology annotation, molecular function: protein binding. The record is from RefSeq and is a predicted model, not a curated record. The transcript is spliced from 29 exons.